Molecule: messenger RNA, 6683 nt
Organism: Plutella xylostella (diamondback moth)
Lineage: Eukaryota; Metazoa; Arthropoda; Insecta; Lepidoptera; Plutellidae
Source: RefSeq, a predicted model, not a curated record
GAUAUCAAAACAGUGUGUUUCGUAUAUCGGCAGGUGGAGCACGCCGCGCGGACCGCACGCGAAUAUUCACAUUUCACAAUACGUGUUUAUAACAUAACAUAUUUAAAUAGUGCCUUGGAUGUGCUAGUGAGUUGGUUCAGUGUUCUCGAAUAAUUUUGGUAGCAUUUUAUUUAAUUGUGCUAAUGUGAAGUUUGCACGGCAUUUUUUAAACGUUUACUACCGGAUUGACCAAACUGUACCGGCUGCCUAAAAUAAUAAUGUGGUGGUGCGGAGAGAGCGCGCAGGAUGCGGACCGCGCCGCGGCCCCCGCCCCGCCCCGCUCACCCGCCCCGUAGGAGACCCUGCCGAGUCCACAAGUGCCCUUCUAUAGCAUAACAUUUUCUACACCACUUUUACACCGACCCCAUAGCAUAAGCAGUUUUAGUUUAACGCGAGUGAGUGCCCAAGUGUCCAUGGUGCGGCGACAUGGGAAAGUCCUCCACGAGAACACAUGGCCAAGAGAAUGAACGGCGAAUCAAAGCGAACAACCGCGAGUAUAACGCCCAGUUCCGAUAUGCAAACAACUACAUCAAGACGUCCAAGUACAGCGUGGUGACGUUCCUGCCGCUGAACCUGCUCGAGCAGUUCCAGCGGCUCGCCAACUUCUACUUCCUGUGCCUGCUGGUGCUGCAGCUCAUCCCGGCCAUCUCCUCGCUGACGCCGAUCACCACCGCCAUCCCGCUGAUUGGAGUGCUCGCCUUGACGGCUGUGAAGGACGCGUACGACGAUUUCCAACGGCACCAGAACGACUCGCAAGUGAACCACCGGCGCGCCAAGACCCUCCGCAACGGAAAGCUGGUGGAAGAGAAGUGGGCGUCCGUGCAGGUCGGUGACGUCAUCCGCCUCGAGAACGACCAGUUCGUGGCCGCGGACAUACUGCUGCUGAGCACGUCGGAGCCGAAUGGACUGUGCUAUAUUGAGACCGCUGAGCUGGACGGAGAGACGAACCUGAAAUGCCGGCAAUGUCUGGUGGAGACGGCGCUGAUGGGGCAGGACGACGCGCAGCUCGGCGCCUUCGACGGGGAGAUCGUGUGCGAGACGCCCAACAACCUGCUCAACAAGUUCGAUGGCACCCUCAGCUGGCGCGAGCAGCACUACUCCCUGGACAACGACAAGGUCCUUCUCCGCGGCUGCGUCCUGCGCAACACGGCGUGGUGCUACGGCGUCGUGGUGUUCGCCGGCAAGGACACCAAGCUCAUGCAGAACAGCGGCAAGACCAAGUUCAAGCGGACCAGCAUCGACCGCCUCCUCAACUUCCUCAUUAUCGGGAUCGUGUUCUUCUUGCUGUCGAUGUGUGUGUUCUGUACGGUGGCGUGCGGCGUGUGGGAGUGGCUCGUCGGGAGGUACUUUCAGGUGUACCUCCCGUGGGACACCCUCGUGCCCGCGGAGCCGGCGUCGGGCGCCGUCGUCAUCGCCUUUCUCGUGUUCUUCUCGUACGCCAUCGUCAUGAACACCGUCGUGCCCAUCUCGCUAUAUGUCUCUGUCGAGGUUAUAAGAUUCGCGCAGAGUUUCCUCAUAAACUGGGAUGAGAAGAUGUACUAUGAGAAGACGGGGACCGCCGCUAAAGCGAGGACCACCACGCUCAAUGAGGAGCUCGGCCAAAUCCAGUACAUAUUCUCGGACAAAACGGGCACACUGACACAGAACAUAAUGACGUUCAACAAGUGUUCGAUCGCCGGCAUCUGCUACGGGGACGUGGUAGAUGAGAGCACGGGCGAAGCGCUUGACCUCAACGAGCGGUGUUCGACCCGCGCCGAGCGGCUGGGCCAGUCGCGGGCGCGCCUACUGGAUGCCGAGGCCGACGCCGGGCGCAGCACCCCCGGCCCGAGGGCCGCCAACCCCAACAGCACAGAGCCUUUGGACUUCUCGUUCAACCCGGAGUUCGAGGCCGAGUUCAAGUGGUACGACGGCGCGCUGCUGGCCGCGGUGAGGAGGGGCGAGCGCGCGCCGCACGAGUUCUUCAGACUGUUGGCGCUGUGUCAUACUGUGAUGCCGGAGCAGAAGAACGGGAGGUUGGAGUAUCAGGCUCAGUCCCCGGACGAGUCAGCGCUGGUGUCGGCGGCGCGCAACUUCGGCUUCGUGUUCCGCGAGCGCUCGCCCUCCACCAUCACCAUCACAGUUAUGGAUAAUAAAGAGGUGUAUGAUUUGUUGUGUAUAUUAGAUUUUAAUAAUGUUAGGAAAAGAAUGUCCGUGAUAUUAAGAAAGAAGGAUGAUGGUGAAAUUAGGUUAUAUACAAAAGGUGCUGAUAAUGUAAUAUACGACAGAUUAAAAGCAAGCGAAACAGAAGUGAAGGCGAAAACCCAGGAGCAUUUAAAUAAAUUCGCGGGCGAAGGUCUCCGCACGCUGGCGCUGGCGUGGCGGCCGCUGGACGAGCGAUACUUCAACGAGUGGAAGCGGCGGCACCAGGCGGCGGCGCUGGCUAUACACGACCGCGAUGAGCAACUAGACGCUAUCUAUGAGGAAAUAGAGACGGAUUUGCAACUCGUCGGCGUAACAGCAAUAGAAGACAAAUUACAAGAUGGUGUGCCAGAGACAAUAGCGAACCUUAGUAUGGCCGGCAUCAAGAUAUGGGUCUUAACUGGAGAUAAACAAGAGACGGCGAUAAACAUCGGCUACUCGUGCCAGCUGCUGACGGACGAGCUGGCGGAGGUGCUGGUGCUGGACGCGGCGGCGCACGACGACGUCGAGCGACAGCUGGACAAGUGCCGCGAGUCGCUGCGUGUCGCGCACACGUUUCUGCCGCACGGCAAACCGGACACGAAGCCCGACGGCGACACGGCCAACGGCGGCGGCGGCAUCGGCAAGUCGCCCGGCCGCGCCAACGUCAAGCUCAACGCGCCCGCCGUCUCCGUCGUCACAUUUAGGUGGGAACUAAACACACACGCACACAGUAACGAGUACAACAGCGGCCCUCACUCGGCCGAGGCGGCGGACGCGGCGGACGACGCCAACGGGUUCGCCAUCGUCGUCAAUGGACACUCGCUUGUACACUGCCUGCAUCCUAAGUUGGAGGAGAAGUUCCUGGACGUAGUUCUUCAGUGCCGCUCGGUGAUCUGCUGCCGCGUCACGCCGCUGCAGAAGGCCAUGGUGGUGGAGCUCAUCAAGAAGGCGCGCAAGGCCGUCACGCUAGCUAUAGGGGACGGCGCCAACGACGUGUCUAUGAUUAAAGCGGCGCACAUCGGCGUGGGCAUCUCCGGCCAAGAGGGCAUGCAGGCGGUCCUGGCCUCGGACUACUCCAUAGCUCAGUUCCGCUUCCUGCAGCGCCUGUUGCUGGUGCACGGCCGCUGGUCCUACUUCCGCAUGUGCAAGUUCCUCAGAUACUUCUUCUACAAGAACUUUGCGUUUACCGUGUGCCACUUUUGGUUCGCGUUCUUUUGCGGGUUCAGUGCGCAGACGGUAUUCGACGAGAUGUUCAUCUCAGUCUACAACUUGUUCUACACGUCACUUCCCGUCCUGGCGCUGGGCGUGUUCGAACAGGACGUGUCGGACGUGACGUCACUGCAGUUCCCCAAGCUGUACGCGCCCGGACACACCAGCCAGCUGUUUAAUAAAACUGAGUUUAUUAAGUCCACGCUGCACGGGUGCUUCACGUCGCUCGUGCUGUUUCUUAUACCUUAUGGUACUUACAAGGACGGGCUGGCGGCGGACGGCAAGGUGCUCUCCGACCACAUGCUGCUCGGCAGCGUCGUCGCCACUAUUCUAAUUAUAGAUAAUACUACACAAAUAGCGUUAGACACAACCUACUGGACGGUGUUCAACCACGUGACGAUCUGGGGCUCGCUGGUGUCGUACUUCGUGCUGGACUACUUCUACAACUACGUGAUCGGUGGCCCGUACGUGGGCUCUCUGUCUGUGGCGCUGACACAACCCACCUUCUGGUUCACCGCUAUACUUACUAUGAUAAUCCUCAUGGUGCCGGUCGUGUCCUGGCGACUGGCCUGCUCGCAGUCGCGGCCCACACUGGCGGAGCGGCUGCGGGCGCGGCAGCGGUGGCGCGCGGGCCGCGGCGGCGCCCCCGCCCCCCGCACCCCCUCCGCCCGCCGGGCUAGAAGGAGUGUUAGAAGUGGAUACGCGUUUGCUCACCAGGAGGGCUUCGGCCGGCUGAUCACGUCGGGCAAGAUCAUGAAGCGCAUCCCUCACGCAGACGCCGCCCUGUCCGCCCUAGCGGGCAAGUUCCAGCCGCGCCCGCCCUCGCCCGCCCCCGGCACGCCGCCCUCCCCGCCCUCCCCGCCCUCGCCGCGCGCCCCCCGCCAGGACCUCGACUCCGUCGACUUAUGAGGGGACUCAGGAGACAAGUGACGCUUGCAGCUUGGUGCAAGCGCUACGGACUGUGAGCGUGCUUAUUGGCUAAUGUUCCUCUUCUGACAGCUGUUGAUUGGCCAAUCAGAGGUGGUUCAAAGCGAUAGCGGGACAUUGAGGCUAGUGGGCGUCUCGUGAGAGUGAUAGUGUGGGAGCUCCUCGCCUAGUAUUUAGUUCGAUCUCAGCGGCGCGGCCGUUAGCAACACGUAGUUAAACUUCAUCUCCACUAUCAUUAGGUAUUCUUUUCUAAGGAAAAAAAGACGAAUGUACAAUAUAAGAUCGAGGUAAAAAGUUUGUAAAUACUUAAAGAACUUACAAACGAACCAUAAUUUUUUAAAUAGACGGCAUAAUGUCGUCGAAACUCAUAUUGUGAUAAUGUUAAUAGAUUUUAAAUUCGUAUUAUAUUACCUAUAUUAAAUUAUAUUUGUUGAUCGAGAGUAUAUAUUGAUAGAUAUUUAUUAUGGGUACAUACUAAGAUUACUCUUUUAUAUCGGAAAAGUGUGGUUGUAUCGUAAUGUUCGUUUAUUUGUGUAGACGAAUUAGUUCCCCUCUCCCCUCUGUAGACAAUUCCAUUCCUCCUUCAGUUAACAUUUCCAGUCUCAUGUAAAACCGGCGUUGUGGUGAUACCACUGGGUCGGUCGUCCCCAUUCUAAUAGUUUUUAUUAAAAACAUUGUAAUGUUUUGUGUUUUUUUUACUUUUUCAAAGAACCCAAUUAUAUGGGGAUAAACCACUGUGCCACGCCAACAUUCGUCAACAUUCGUGCUAGGGCACGUUUCAUUCCAUGGUAAAGUUUUAGUCCUAUUCCACCACGCUGGCCCAGUGUUGGUUGGUGGACCUCAACAUAAGCUAGCUUGUGCUAAGAGCAUUGUCGGGUAAGUGCAAACCGACUGUCAGAUGUUUUCAAGCUGCCCGAAGACUAUGCCUAGGCUUCACGACUGCUGGCGAAACAGCAACUGGGACCCACGGCUUAACGUGCCGUCCGUAGCGCCCAAAAAACAAUCACUUGAAAUCGGUCACUCAUCCUAUUUUUGACCGUGCCAUGUGUUGCUUAACUUCAUGCCCACAUUGCCGAGCGAUAAUAUAACAAGGCUCCUAGCUGUGACAGUACGAUUAUGUGCUUCACAUUCAUUUUGUAUGCCAUGCGUCUUGCACAUUAUGUAGCAACAUAACACGCAGGUGUACGGUUACUGAGACUGUUCCCAAUAUUUUGUUAAUUGUUGAACCUGUAUUGUUUGUUCCCACACCAACUUGCCUAAAUGAUUAGCGCUUUUCCUAUUGUCUACGUGUCCGACCCUACUCGUAGUUAACGUGCAUUUAAAACUAUUCUGUGAAUUUUCGCAAGCAGUAAAAAUGUUGCAUAUUAAUAUUGAAUGCAAUAUUGUUGUUCUUGUCUUACAAACAGUGCGUUCACAAGUUAAUUACGCCUUAAUGAGAUUGCCUUGUCCCAAAAAUAUCUAAUAUACAUAAAAGUAUAGUAAAUUAUCUGUGGUCAUUUGGUGGCAGCAGCAGUAUUAAAGGGACUGACGAUAUCAUGUCACAUUUAUUAUGAACGCACUGUGCCUUAGGUCACAAUACGGUUAUCUGUUUCAUUCUUUUUAACUUAGGAAGGAAUGACAAACUAUUAUUUAAUUUGUAAGUAUUUCACUCAUGCGGCCUUAUUUAUUGUUUAUUUAUUUCAAAUGUUAAAGAAUGUAUUAGUGCCAAAAUCAACUAAUGCUAAAUCCUUGCAAUGCAUUCUGUGUGUAUUUUUAUUAGUUGUUUAAAAUGUUGUUUUCUGUUGAGUACUUACCGGUCGCCGCCGCCAAUAUGAGGGUUUCCUUUCCGUCGCAGUCAAAUUUAAUCUAUUUUUUUAUUUAAAUCAAUGGAAGAUUACCGUAAUCUAUUCUUUUAUACUUAUUAUAUCUUAAGUUUAUUUACUUAUAUAAAAAAAAGUGUUUCACUAUCAAGAUCAAAACUAUGUCUGCUUUAAAAUGUACAAUCUACCUAUAGCUAUGUAAAUAAGUAUACAAAUAAUAGCGCUGUCCUAUGGAAUCAUCAUUUACAGCAGAGGCUAGCUAAAUUAAUAAUUAGAUCAUUCAAUAUUUCAACAUUGCGAUUUAAAUAUGGUUAAAAUCCUUGCUAAAACGUAAAUAAUAAUUUAAUAGCUUUUAGGCACUAUCUAUUUAUAUCGCAAUGUUCUGGAAUUCAAAUGAAAAUAUCUCUGCUUGUAAGUAAUUGAUCAGAUAUGUAAAUAAAUAAGCGAGUCGUGAUCGCGGAGACGACUGUAGCAUUUCCACUGCGUGCGAGAGUGAACAACAGUUUGCUUUCAAAAACAUUUUUUUAAAUAAAUAAUGUACUUCAUGAA